AUCGAGUUGUGCACUCAGAUUUUUGUUUACAGCAGCAGAGUUUGGCCUGUUGUUUACUUUUUGCCUUGGAAACUAUGAUCUGCCGCUUGUGCCUGUUAGAUUUGGAUAACUCGCUCUCCAUAUGCAUAUUCAGCGAUGCCGAACACGACCUCUCGGCGGCAAUUGCCAAAUUUUUACAGCUCGAGGUGACGAUCAAUGAUAGCAUAUCCACUAAUCUAUGCAGCACAUGCUGGCAUCAGUUGAGCGACUUCCAGCAGUUCUGCGCAAUGGUAGCCGAGAAGCAGCAAACGCUGCAGCUGAAAAUGGAGCUCGAACCGCCACCCGAGCCAGCAAUCGUGGUGUGGAACACCGAGUCGCCGAUAGAAACGAAGCUGGCCUUCGAUGACAACGACGAUGUCAAGGAUCACAUAUUAUGCGAGCCUGAGAUUGAUGUGCACGAUAAUAUCAGCACUAUCAAUCAAUCCGAUUCACAAUCCCUCACAAGCAACAGCGAGGAUACCUCCGACUUUGAGUUGGAGCAUGCAGCUAAGAAGAGAGCGCAACUGCCCUCACCGGCUGCCUCCAGCCAGCGAGAGACGCGCCUGCUGCGCCGCACUGCAGCGAAAGCAGUCGCAUCUCCUGCCACGCUGCCCGAGGUACGAAAAAUAAAAAAGGCACGCGGCCGACCCAAAGGCACAAAUGCUAAAGCCAAGUCCAAGCAAAAAUCCAAAACCAAGCCAAAGAUUGUGCAGCCCAAGCCCAAGCCGGAUGAAGCGGAGCUGCAGGCGAAGCGCAGCAGCAUCAAGGAAAUGGACGACUAUAUUGCAGCCAACGUGAAGCUCGACUGCAGCCUCUGCGCUGCCCCCCUGCAGAACUUCAUCGAGCUGAAGCGCCACUUUCGCUCGGAGCACAACUGCACCGGCUACGUGGAGUGCUGCAACAAUCGAUACAAGAAACGCACGCUGUAUGUGGAUCAUCUGCACUAUCACAAGGAUCCGCAGUACUUCAGCUGUCAGCCCUGCCGCAAGAGCUUCCUCAACCGCAACAGCCAGGAUAUGCACAUGCUGCGCUUCCACUCCGAUCAGCAGCAGCUCGUGCACCAGUGCCACAUCUGUGAGGCGCGUUUCGCCAAAAAGUUUCUGCUCACCAUGCACAUCAAGGGCCAUAAGGGCACCGAGCGACCGGAGGUCUGCGACACCUGUGCCAAGAGCUUUCGCACUAAGCUAGAGCUAACGGCACACAUAAAGCGAAUGCACACCACGGAUUUCACUCCCGUCAUCUGUGAUAUUUGUGGCGUCGACUUCCGGUCGAAGGCAAACUUUCUGAUUCACAAGAAGGCGCUGCAUCCGGAUGGCCCUGUGGCGGAGGUGCAGUGCAAUCUGUGCAGCCGUUGGCUGCGGGAUGAGCGGAGUCUGCGCAAGCAUCUGGCCCGCCACGAUGACCGUGAUGGCGACAACAAGUACCGUUGCCUGCUGUGCAGCGCCGAGAAGGCCUCCCGCGUGGCACUGAGCAGUCACAUGCGCUACCAUCACUCGGCCAAGCGGCACAGCUGCUCGCUCUGCGGCAAGGAGUUCAAGCUUCCAAGGGCGUUGGCAGAGCACAUGGCCACCCACACAGGCAUCGACUUGUACUCCUGCCCAUUCUGCACGAGAACUUUCAAAUCGCAUGCGAACAUGCACAACCACAAGAAGAAGAUGCAUCCCAACGAAUGGGUGCGCAAGUACACGCAGCCAAGCGCGGCGGGCACUGCAGGCGGGUCGGCUGUGGAGAAAGAUGUGCUGGAUGAUCAGCAAUCUGAGCACACGGAGCAGCAGCCAGUGACCCGGGUUGAGAGCUCCUUCGAGUACAUGGCCAAUGGCGGUGUUGUUUGUCCACUCUGAACGCACAAUAUAUGUAUUUUAGUUGUUGUUUAUUGGCUGAGUAAUAGUAAAGUUAAUUUUGUAUAGCAUAAA
Drosophila arizonae is the source of this 1931-nucleotide messenger RNA. RefSeq names its product transcription factor grauzone. Gene Ontology annotation, biological process: regulation of transcription by RNA polymerase II. The record is from RefSeq and is a predicted model, not a curated record. Gene Ontology annotation, cellular component: nucleus. NCBI's taxonomy places the organism in Eukaryota, Metazoa, Arthropoda, Insecta, Diptera, Drosophilidae. Gene Ontology annotation, molecular function: DNA-binding transcription activator activity, RNA polymerase II-specific; zinc ion binding; RNA polymerase II cis-regulatory region sequence-specific DNA binding.